AUGGCGCUCGCCUGUCCGUCCUCCGUGUCCUUCAAGUCCUUCCAAGGGCUCAAGGCCAGCCCAGCUGUCUCGUCCCAAGCUCGCAUUAGUCGCUCCAAUGUAGCUUUCCCGAAUGCCUCGUCCAAGCGGCUGGUAGCCGUCGCGGCCGUCGCAGAGGCACCAGCAGCUGCUGGCCCUGCAGUUCUGCCCGUCCUGACAAUGGACGGCGCGAACUCCGGCAAGACGGCAGAGCUGAACCUGCGGACGGCACGGCCGGAGACGGCAAAAGCAGUCGUCCACCGCGCCGUGGUCACCUACAUGCAGAACAAGCGCGCGGGUACCGCGAGCACGAAAACCCGCGCGGAGGUGCGGGGAGGCGGGCGGAAGCCGAUGAAGCAGAAGGGAACCGGCAGCGCUCGCCGUGGAUCGCAGCGGACGCCGCUGCGUCCCGGUGGUGGUGUGGUGUUCGGGCCUAAACCCAAGGACUGGUCGAUCAAGAUCAACAAGAAGGAGCGGCUGCUCGCUGUGGGAACGGCUCUGCAGAACGCGGCGACCGCGAAUGGCGGCGCGAGCUUCAUCGUGAUCGAGGACGUGCACGACAAGGUCGCGGCGCCUAAGACUAAGGACUUCGUCGCGGCGCUUGCGCGGUGGGGCGUGGAUUACAAGAAGGACCACGCGCUGCUGCUUACGGCCGAAGCUUCGGAGAACCUGCUGCUGUCGACGCGGAACAUCGAGAAUCUGAAGGUGGUGACGCCGAACGCGCUGAACAUCUACGACGUGCUGCGCGCCGAUAAGCUGCUGGUGACGGAGUCCGGGCUUGAGUACCUCAACCAACGGUUCGGCGAUGACAUUCUGUUUGUAGAUGGCGAGGAGGACGACGAGGAGGGAGAGGAGGAGGCGUCGGAUGCUUGA
This is a messenger RNA of Closterium sp. Yama58-4, 891 nucleotides long. Lineage: Eukaryota; Viridiplantae; Streptophyta; Zygnematophyceae; Desmidiales; Closteriaceae. The record is from the annotation of a GenBank genome assembly.